AUGAAUCAACUGUACAAAGACUACUGCAGAAUUGAACUAACGAAAAAUCCAAGGGAGGUAAAGGAGAAGUGGUAUUCCAAUCGCUCUGCAGAAAUCACCGACACUAUGUACAGUGAAGCAUUCUGCAACCAGCAACGUGCAGAAUACUGGCUCAGGGACAAUUCCAGCCAUAAGACACCUGAUCCUCGUGAUGUUUGUAGAUCAAUUGCUGCAGUUGGAAAUCUUAUGGUCAUGAAAUGGGCACGCCAACAAGGAUUCCCUUGGACUAACGUGACAUGUCUCUAUGCUGCUAAAAGUGGACAGCUGGAAAUGCUCCAAUGGUUAAGAGAGAACGGUUGUCCAUGGGAUGAACCUAGUCUACAUGCCGAUUUGCUGCUGCAAAUUGACAUUUGGAAAUCUUGA
This is a messenger RNA of Seminavis robusta, 402 nucleotides long. NCBI's taxonomy places the organism in Eukaryota, Bacillariophyta, Bacillariophyceae, Naviculales, Naviculaceae. The record is from the annotation of a GenBank genome assembly.